Molecule: messenger RNA, 1836 nt
Organism: Bradysia coprophila
Lineage: Eukaryota; Metazoa; Arthropoda; Insecta; Diptera; Sciaridae
Gene: Dh44-R1
Product: Diuretic hormone 44 receptor 1
Biological process (GO): cell surface receptor signaling pathway; adenylate cyclase-modulating G protein-coupled receptor signaling pathway
Cellular component (GO): plasma membrane
Molecular function (GO): diuretic hormone receptor activity; G protein-coupled peptide receptor activity; peptide hormone binding
Source: RefSeq, a predicted model, not a curated record
AAUAUUUAGUAGGUAGUGUCGGUCGCACGAAAAACCAAUUGAGAAAAGCGAAAGUGGAAUAUAUAUUGCGAAAGAUUUGAUAAAAUUGUGUUAUAUUCCCGUGUUAUUUCGGUUCGAUUCUGUAAACACUUUGUGAGCUUGUGCAGUGGAAUAGGGAUUACAAAUUGAAGAUAUUCUCGUUUUUGGAAAUUAUGUAUGCAAUUUGUGGCUGCACAAAUCGUGUGAAUGAACACAUAAUAAAUAUUGUAGCGACGGUGUAUUUGACUUUAUUGCAAUACAUGCCAUUUCAACAGUUAAAACUUUGAAUGAAUGAUGACCAUCAGUGUGGCGGCUGCGGACAAUUCAUUAGCCAUCCCAUCGGAUGUUUUUCAGGCGAUAAAUACAAGUUUGGAAUUACAAUGUCUACUGGACGGUCAUGCCGAACAAUUAAAUGAGGAUGCGGAUCGAUUUUGCCCCACAUCGUUCGACUCGAUACUCUGUUGGCCACGAACACCUAAAGGUUCAUUGGCUACAUUACCAUGUCUCGCUGAGCUAAGCGGUGUACAUUAUGACAUUUCAAAAAAUGCAUCAAGAUUUUGUAAUUUGGAUGGUAAUUGGGACAACUACACCAACUAUGAUUUAUGCAUUCACGUUCCUGAGUCGUCUGCUGUAUCUGAAUUCGAGCCAAAUAUUGAGUUGCCAACGAUUGUUUACUACAUUGGAUAUUCAAUUAGUCUGAUUUCAUUAACGUUAGCUGUAGCGGUUUUUGUUCAUUUCAAAGAUCUUCGAUGCCUAAGAAACACCAUCCAUGCAAAUUUAUUUUUGACCUACAUUUUAUCAGGAUUGCUCUGGAUAUUGACGCUGUCGUUACAGAUCUCGGGUCAUCCAAGCAUAGGUAGUUGCAUAAUUUUGGUUACGCUGUUUCAUUACUUUAGUCUAACUAACUUUUUCUGGAUGCUAGUGGAAGGCCUCUAUUUGUACAUGCUGGUGGUUGAGACAUUUUCCGGUGAUAAUCUCAGAUUCUCUAUGUACGCUUCAAUAGGAUGGGGUGGGCCAGCUCUGUUUGUUCUGAGUUGGGCGAUAAUUAAAGCAUUUACUGCGGAAAAUGAAAAUCUCGAUGGGCUGGCCAUUGAAUGUACAUGGAUGCGAGAAACGAAUAUAGACUGGAUAUUCCAGGGACCAGCAUGUGCGGUUCUUAUAAUAAACUUAAUAUUCCUGUGCCGAAUAAUGUGGGUACUUAUUACAAAAUUGCGUUCGGCAAACACACAGGAAACGCGUCAGUAUCGAAAGGCAACGAAGGCUCUUCUCGUACUCAUACCAUUGCUGGGUAUAACUUAUCUGGUGGUUAUGGCCGGACCGAAUGAAGGUGUGGGAAGUUACAUUUUUGCUGUAGCACGAGCUUUAUUAUUAAGUACACAGGGUUUCUCCGUAUCGCUUUUUUAUUGCUUCCUAAAUUCGGACGUACGUACAGCGCUCAGACAUCGAUUCAACCGAUGGAAAGACGAACGAAAUAUUCGUAUGGGUCAGACGCGUCAAAGUCAACGAUAUACAGCAACGAGUCUACAUUAUUCGAGAGACUAUUCACCUAGGUCUCGAGCCGAAAGCAUACGUCCAUUAACUUCACAUUGCGGAAAAAGAGAGUCUUGUGCAUCGUCUGCAACAACCACAACAUUACUCGGACCAAAUUCGUACACAUACAAUCAGCAACGGGACUCAAAUGGUGCUUUACAAAUGUCUUCAACUCCACGAGCUAUUAGUCCACUAAUGAAGGGCCUCGAAGAGAAUUCAGUCUAGGAAAACUCAUUUUCUAGUUUAUUUUGAAAUUUAAAAAAAAAAGAAAAAAAAAUGUUGUCAAAA